AUGUAUCAUCAGAACCCACCACCUGAGACAAUCCCUGCUGCGCUGCUAUCAUCAACUGCAAUAAAAAAUCGUAAUUGGUUUUCCGCAGUUCCAUUAAUUGCCUUAUGCGGUCUUGGGAUAUUGGGUUUGCUAUUAGUAGCAACUAUUGUUUUAGCCUUGAUACCUGUGUAUCUACCAAAACGUGGUGGUGGAACAGUGGCAGUUAAAACUAAUCACAGCAGUGGCGGCGGAACGAUUUCAGUCUAG
Didymodactylos carnosus is the source of this 246-nucleotide messenger RNA. The record is from the annotation of a GenBank genome assembly. Lineage: Eukaryota; Metazoa; Rotifera; Eurotatoria; Philodinida; Philodinidae.